UGAAAAGAAAAAAUAAGAAAAAAGAAACUUGGCUAUUGAAUUGAAGAGCUACACAGAAGGAGAGUGUCUCUAUGGUUCUACAAACCGAAGGAACGGUUUGCUCAUACACUGUUCUAAUCCCAUAAAUUUUCCUCAUAAUUUUUCUACUAUAUGCUCUAGAUUCCCACCCACUGGGAGAGCGAAUUCGGCACACAGUGCUUCAACUUUCUCCAACAGAGUCUGCGCAUUUCCAUGCUCGCUAUGGCUGAAUCGGGAAUCUAGCGGAUCAUUUUUUCGCCUUUUUUGUUUUCUGGGGUUUUGUUUUUCUGAUGAGUUUUUGAAGCUGUGAUGAUGUAUACCCAGAGCGAUCGGUUGAUGCUGUGAUUGGAUUUGGUGGAUUGUCCCCCUCUUCCCUUCUGUAUCUGGGUGAGUUGGAUUAGUCUCCCGGAGAUAUGAAAGGUGGCGAUGAAGUCGUGGCAGCUCCGGCGGCCUCCUCGCAGCCUCUCGAGUGGAAAUUCUCGCAGGUGUUUGGUGAACGUACCGCCGGCGAAGAAGUACAGGAAGUUGAUAUUAUUUCAGCCAUUGAGUUUGAUCAAACUGGCGACCAUCUUGCUACUGGCGAUCGAGGUGGUAGAGUGGUUCUUUUUGAGAGGACAGAUAGAAAAGAUCAUGGAGGAAUGAGAAAGGACUUGGAGAAAAUGGAUCAUUCAGUUAGUAGGCAUCCUGAGUUCCGUUAUAAAACAGAGUUCCAGAGCCAUGAACCCGAGUUUGACUAUCUCAAGAGCUUGGAAAUUGAGGAGAAAAUUAACAAAAUCAGAUGGUGCCAAACAGCCAAUGGAGCCCUCUUUCUAUUGUCUACUAAYGAUAAAACCAUUAAGUUUUGGAAGGUGCAAGAAAAGAAGAUCAAGAAAAUAUCCAACAUGAAUGUGGACCCUUCCAAAGCCGUUGGAAAUGGAUGUAUAGCUAGUUCAAGUAUUUCAAGCAGUCCUAUGCCACAUCUUCCAAAUGGAGGAUCCUGUGAUGGAUUACAUAAUCAUCCCAGCAAUGACCUAUUGGGGGCCAUUUCGUCACUACGUCUACAAGUGUUAACUAGCCACGAGACRAGCCUUCUUGCUAGAUGUCGAAGAGUAUAUGCUCAUGCUCACGAUUAUCAUAUCAACUCUAUCUCGAAUAACAGUGAUGGUGAAACUUUUAUAUCGGCUGAUGAUCUACGGAUAAAUCUUUGGAACAUGGAAAUUAGCAAUCAAAGUUUUAACAUUGUUGAUGUGAAGCCUGCUAACAUGGAGGAUUUAACUGAGGUGAUUACAUCUGCUGAGUUUCACCCUACACAUUGUAACAUGCUGGCAUAUAGCAGUUCAAAAGGCUCAAUUCGCCUAGUUGAUUUGCGGCAGUCAGCAUUAUGUGAUUCCCAUGCCAAAUUAUUUGAGGAACCAGAGGCUCCUGGUUCUAGAUCAUUUUUCACAGAGAUAAUUGCUUCCAUCUCAGAURUUAAAUUUGGAAAGAACGGAAGAUAUAUAUUAAGUCGUGAUUACAUGACUCUUAAGUUAUGGGACAUCAACAUGGAUACUGGUCCGGUUGCAACCUUCCAAGUUCAUGAAUAUUUAAGACCCAAGCUUUGUGAUUUAUAUGAAAACGAUUCGAUCUUUGACAAGUUUGAGUGUUGUCUGAGUGGUGAUGGAUCGCGUGUAACUACAGGUUCCUACAGCAAUUUAUUUCGAGUUUUUGGUUGUUCCCCGGGAAGUACUGAAGCAACGACUUUGGAAGCCAGCAAAAAUCCAACUAGUAGGAGACAAGUGCAGACCCCUUCGAGACCUUCGAGAUCACUUAGUAGUAGCUUUACAAGAGUUGUCAGACGAGGAGGAUCUGAGAGCACAGGGGUUGAUGCAAAUGGCAAUCCCUUUGAUUUCACAACUAAGCUGCUGCAUCUAGCAUGGCAUCCGGCUGAAGAUUCAAUCGCCUGUGCUGCCGCAAACAGCUUGUACAUGUAUUAUGCAUAAGGUGGGGGUGAGCAUCAAAUGACAUCAYUUGCUUAACCUUUUUGACUUCUGUCAGUAAAAGUUCUUUCCUUUCUCAUCGAUCCUUAAUCAUGGAAGCUCAUUCAUCGAGUUCGAUAUGCCUAUGGUAUCUGGUGCAUACGUCUAUAACUGCUGUUGCCAAAAAUUCUGCAAGGAAGCAAGUUGUUUAUGUUCCUCAGGUGGGCAACAUUGCUUUUUCUUCUCUUCUUUCAACCCAUAAUUCUACCUUUCAUUUCCUUUAUAACCCUUUCGUUUCUUCUAAAAGAGAGGAGAUUUGGUUCUGUUCUACAUUUUGUCGGGUUGAACUAAGGAGAGAAAUUCUGAUUGUAGUUUCCCCUACAAMAAACACUGAAAUUGCUGCUCAAUAUCUUCUCUUCCACUAGGUUCAAGAUUAACAAAUGUAGUUUUUUAGUUAACUUCUAAAAGUUUCGGUGGGAAGGAGCUGUUAAAUCUUGCAGUAUGCCAAAUUAUUUUUUUUUCAAUUGAUUCAUUGUCACUCUCAGAAAUUACAUUGGGAUGUUUUUCAUAAUUUAUCACUGUAGUUUUAUGUAAAGAACAGUYAUAUUGAAUGUAGCCUGCUUACCUCUGAAUAUUUUUGCAUGUAGAAACACCCUCUUCCUUUUCCCUUGCUUUGAAAUCUGUUGUGUAGAUUUGCUACUUCUUCACUCAAAUUCCCAGUGUGUAGUCUGAUGCCGUCUUUCCAACACAGUGGAGUGAUCGACUUYGGUAUGUUGAAUAAUCUUUUAUAUUAUCGUUUUCGUUGUUGUCGAUGUCGUUGAUAUAUCAAGUAGAGUGGAGAGAUUUGAAUCUUUAAUGGAUUCUUUUUAUUAACUAGUCUUUGUCAUUUGAGCUGUAUUGAUGGGACUGAUUUGUUGAA
This is a messenger RNA of Momordica charantia (bitter melon), 2871 nucleotides long. Its product is annotated as serine/threonine protein phosphatase 2A 55 kDa regulatory subunit B beta isoform. The record is from RefSeq and is a predicted model, not a curated record. Gene Ontology annotation, cellular component: protein phosphatase type 2A complex. Lineage: Eukaryota; Viridiplantae; Streptophyta; Magnoliopsida; Cucurbitales; Cucurbitaceae. Gene Ontology annotation, molecular function: protein phosphatase regulator activity; protein binding.